Coregonus clupeaformis (lake whitefish) is the source of this 2727-nucleotide messenger RNA. RefSeq names its product interleukin-11-like. Gene Ontology annotation, biological process: positive regulation of MAPK cascade; positive regulation of cell population proliferation. The coding region runs from base 404 to 1018 and encodes 204 amino acids. The record is from RefSeq and is a predicted model, not a curated record. Gene Ontology annotation, cellular component: cytoplasm. Gene Ontology annotation, molecular function: growth factor activity; cytokine activity. NCBI's taxonomy places the organism in Eukaryota, Metazoa, Chordata, Actinopteri, Salmoniformes, Salmonidae. The transcript has 5 exons.
UUUGACUUACACACACUCGCAUCCAUCUCUCUGCACUCGUCCGUCUAUCCCUCCCUAACCAUUUGUCUGAGUGUCUGUCUAUCGUUACUAUCAGUUCAUUACCAGAACUGAUCUCAAACUUUACUGAACAAAAAGUUUGGAGGCAUUGUAUUUUAUUUAUUUAUUGGAUAGUUCGCACUCAUUCCUCUACUUUUUCAUUCAUUCAUUCAUUCUCUCGUCCUUUUCCCCUUCUCCUUCUGCAAUCUCUUGCGUCCUUCACUCUUUUCGCGGAGUGUGAAAGCUAGAAGAAACUGGAGCACGUGACAAUUUCCGGAGUUCGAUUUAUUUAUUAAUUUUCUUACUUUUUUUAUUUAACUAUUUAUUUAUUGCAACUCGUGCAUUUAUUUAUUGGACACGAACAAAAAUGAAAUUGCUGGUCGACUCCUCCUCCUCUCUGCUGCUCUCGCUGCUAUUGGCCCAACUGCCUUUAUUUACAUAUGCCGUCCCCGCCCCCUACCGGCGGCCGAACGUCGUGCACGAACUGGACAGAUUGGCCAAUCAGACGAAGAAUCUGCGGCAGAUCACAGCAGAUCUAUUGAAGGAACAUGCGUUCGAGACAGACCCAGAACAGCAUAGAUUUAAGUCCCUGCCAGUAAUGAACAACAGAGCCAGUGACAUCAACUCCCUUGAGAUGAGACCCACUCUCUCUCAGCUCCACUCGGACUUGAAGUCGUUUGAGCACCAUUUUGCCUGGUUGAGCAGAGCAUCAAGGAAACACCACCACCCUGCUCUCCCUAAACUGGGACAGAUGAUCUCACUCAUCAAGUCUCUCACCAGCAUGCUAGAGCAUCAGAUGGUGAGAGUUGAUGCUCAGCGUCUCUCUCCUCCCUCUCCCUCGCUGCCACCUCCCCCCCCAUCCCAGUUUGAUGUGUUACAGUCUUCCCAGGAGCUGCUACUACAGUUCAGACUCUUCUGUGAUUGGGCCCAACGAGUGUUCUCAGUGCUCAGUACAAAGUCCAAAAUGUCUGCAGUACAAUGAUGAUUCCUGAAGUGCUAUAGUCUAUAGGGAUGCACAGAAUCCACACUACAACCAAUGGGGAUCUACUAGCUUCAACCGGCACUACAACCAAUGAUGAUCCAAGAAAUCCACACUACAACCAAUGAUGAUCCAAGAAAUCCACACUACAGCCAAUGAUGAUUCAAGAUAACCACACUACAACCAAUUAUGAUCCAAGAAAUCCACACUACAACCAAUGAUGAUCCAAGAAAAACACACUACAGCCAAUGAUGAUUAAAGAUAACCACACUACAACCUUGUACUGUUGUCACUGAACCUCCAUCCUCAUCGUAGCCAAUGAGGGAGCUCCAUAUUCAAACUACAGCCUAUGAGGAUCCACCAUAUUCACACUACUACAACCAGUAAUGGUCUUCAAUAUUCACUAACAUGUCACUGCCACCCCAUCCUCUCUCUUAAAUACCUUGUUCCUGACUAUGUGUUAUUUAUGUAUUUAUUUAUUUAUUGUUAGUUAUUUAUUUGAUGUCAUUAUUUAUUUGAUAUUGUAACGUGUCACUUAUCAUUUUUACUUACAUUAUUGUCGUGAAUUUAGUUUCUUGUACCUUAUCAAUACUCCUAUUCUGUUCUCUCUCUCCCCCUUCAUCCCACCUCUCAAAGUAAACAAGGAGACCACACAGUAGCACUUCCUGACUUCUUACAGUCUGUAAUGAUAUGGAUUGUAUUUUCAACCAUUUAACUUUAUUCGUUUAUCACACCUGUCUCUUCACAAAGAGUAGCCUAUUUCCGCCAGUAGAUGUAGCAAACAUACUUGGCUUGUAGCAACCAUAUUUUGGGAGAGCGUACAUGUAUUUUUCUUACAGUGCUGUACUUUACCUUGUAGAUUUAGGGUUACUCAUAGAAUCUUCCGAACAUGUUAAAUGUGUCACCUGUUUGGUUUUGUAAACUGUUAAGAAAGAGAUUGUUAUGAACCAUGCAUCAAUCAGGAUGUCAACACAACAUAGGGUAGAUAGUUUUUCCAUGGGUUUAGUUGCUAUUUACAGAGUCUGUGUCCCGCAUGGAAAAAUAACAGGUGGCAUAUCUAACGCUGUGGUAAAGGUUAAUGAAUAUGCCCUGUUGCUAAGCACUGAUCUAGGACCUGAUCUAAUCUCUUUGCACAAACUUGUUAGGAUUAGCCUUUUGAGUCAGCUGAUUCUGAAUCUGUGCCUUGGUACACAUGAUGUUUGAGCAUUUUAGUGACAUAAAUAAGAAAUGAAAAAACACCCCAAGCCUUAAAAUACUAUGUAUUGUGAUAUUGUGAUACUACGGUUCUGCACAGUUGUACAUACUUGUACAAUAAUGUAAAUUGUUGUAUACAAUGCAAUUGUGUAUUAUAGUUUUCUAUGAUAUAAUGUAGAAUACUCUGUCAAUGCUAUCCCUAUCGUUUUGUCGCAAUAUCAAUAUUAUUAUAUUCUAGUAUUUUGUUACAGUAUUUACUAUUUAUUUAAGUUACUUUGGUGGAACUAUUUAUUUGCGCUGCAGAGGAGCAAGUCUCCUGUCGUUUUUGUACUUUUAUACUGUUUUUAUUCAUAUUUACCAUUUUCAUUGCUAUCAUCCAUGUUGAAAUCAUUGUAGUACCAUGCCUGAAUGCGGUGGGAAACCUUGUGCUUGGGGUCUCCACCACACAGACUGACUGAUUGGCCUAAAUGUGAAAUGUGUGUCUUGAAAAAAAAGUAAAUAAAGAACAUGAACAAUGA